Messenger RNA from Callorhinus ursinus (northern fur seal), 1909 nucleotides. RefSeq names its product aldehyde dehydrogenase, mitochondrial-like. NCBI's taxonomy places the organism in Eukaryota, Metazoa, Chordata, Mammalia, Carnivora, Otariidae. The record is from RefSeq and is a predicted model, not a curated record. Gene Ontology annotation, molecular function: oxidoreductase activity, acting on the aldehyde or oxo group of donors, NAD or NADP as acceptor.
UGCACGCCCGCGCCCUCUGCAACAUGUUGCGCGCCGCUGCCCUCGCCGCCGCUGGCCUCGGGCCCCGCCUGGGCCGCCGUCUCCUGUCGGCCGCCACCACGCAGGCGGUGCCGGCCCCCAACCAGCAGCCUGAAGUCUUCUACAACCAGAUCUUCAUAAACAAUGAGUGGCAUGAUGCUGUCAGCAAGAAAACAUUCCCCACCAUCAAUCCAUCCACCGGAGAAGUCAUCUGUCAGGUAGCCGAAGGAGACAAGGAAGACGUGGACAAGGCAGCAAAGGCUGCCCGGGCCGCCUUCCAGCUGGGCUCACCCUGGCGCCGCAUGGAUGCGUCUGACAGGGGCCGCCUGCUGAACCGCCUGGCUGAUCUGAUUGAGCGGGACCGGACCUACCUAGCAGCCUUGGAGACCCUGGAUAACGGCAAGCCCUAUGUCAUCUCCUACCGGGUGGAUCUGGACAUGGUUCUCAAAUGCUUCCGUUAUUACGCUGGCUGGGCUGAUAAGUACCACGGGAAAACUAUUCCCAUCGAUGGGGACUUCUUCAGCUAUACCCGCCAUGAACCCGUCGGGGUGUGCGGGCAGAUCAUUCCGUGGAACUUCCCGCUCCUGACGCAAGCCUGGAAACUCGGCCCAGCCCUGGCGACCGGAAAUGUGGUUGUGAUGAAGGUAGCUGAGCAGACUCCACUGACUGCCCUCUAUGUGGCCAACCUGAUUAAGGAGGCCGGCUUUCCUCCUGGCGUGGUCAAUAUUAUUCCCGGAUUUGGCCCCACAGCUGGGGCCGCCAUCACCUCCCAUGAGGAUGUGGACAAAGUGGCCUUCACAGGCUCCAGCGAGGUUGGCCGCCUAGUCCAGGUUGCUGCAGGGAGGAGUAACCUCAAGAGAGUGACCCUGGAGCUGGAGGGAAAGAGCCCCAAUAUCAUCAUGUCAGAUGCAGAUAUGAACUGGGCUGUGGAGCAGGCCCACUUCGCCCUGUUCUUCAACCAGGGCCAGUGCUGCUGUGCCGGCUCCCGGACCUUUGUGCAAGAAGAUGUGUACGCCGAGUUUGUGGAGAGGAGCGUUGCCCGGGCCAAGUCUCGUGUGGUCGGGAACCCCUUUGACAGCCAGACUGAGCAGGGGCCGCAGGUGGAUGAAACUCAGUUUAAGAAGAUCCUUGGUUAUAUCAAAUCUGGGAAGGAGGAGGGGGCAAAGCUGCUGUGUGGUGGAGGGGCGGCUGCUGACCGUGGCUACUUCAUCCAGCCCACCGUGUUCGGAGAUGUGCAAGACAGCAUGACUAUCGCCAGGGAGGAGAUCUUUGGGCCAGUGAUGCAGAUCCUGAAGUUCAAGACCAUAGAGGAAGUCAUUGGGAGAGCCAACAAUUCCAACUAUGGGCUGGCUGCAGCUGUCUUCACCAAGGACUUGGACAAGGCCAAUUAUGUGUCCCAAGCCCUCCAGGCUGGCACUGUGUGGGUCAACUGCUAUGAUGUGUUUGGGGCCCAGUCCCCAUUCGGCGGCUACAAGAUGUCCGGGAGCGGCCGGGGGCUAGGAGAGUAUGGGCUGCAGGCAUACACCGAAGUGAAAACCGUCACGGUCAAAGUGCCUCAGAAGAACUCCUGAAGAACUGUGCCGACUCCUGGCGGAGGUCAAGGACAUCAGCAGCAAAACCAAGAAAAAUGACACUUGUACACUAGAAGUCUCGAAAGAGAAAUUCUCUCACAAAAUCUCUUGAUCAAGAAAGUCUCAGGGGUGCCUGGGUGGCUCAGUUGGUUAAGCGACUGCCUUCGGCUCAGGUCAUGAUCCUGGAGUCCCGGGAUCGAGUCCCACAUCGGGCUCCCUGCUCAGCAGGGAGUCUGCUUCUCCCUCUGACCUUCUUCCCUCUCAUGCUCUCUCUCUACCAUUCUCUCUUUCUCUCUCUCUCUCUCAAUAAAUAAAUAAAU